Drosophila navojoa is the source of this 819-nucleotide messenger RNA. RefSeq names its product putative pseudouridine-5'-phosphatase. Gene Ontology annotation, molecular function: phosphatase activity. The record is from RefSeq and is a predicted model, not a curated record. Lineage: Eukaryota; Metazoa; Arthropoda; Insecta; Diptera; Drosophilidae.
AAAAUAGUGAAAAAUUUAAUGUAAUUUUUUUUUUUUUUUUUUGGAAUAUGUUUUAGGCCAAGUCAGCGCGUAACGAGCAGAAGAAGUGCCAAAUGUCGGCGACCGAGCAGCCAUGUUUCAGGCGCGUGACGCAUUGCAUAUUCGACAACGAUGGCACAGUCAUGGAUACGGAAAGCAUCUAUACGACCGCAAUACAGAACGUGCUGACGCCCUACGGCAAGACCUAUACGUAUGAGAUGAAAAUGCGUAUGACGGGCCUCGCAGCCAUGGUGGCCAGUGUAUUGAUGGUAAAGGAGUACAAUUUGCCAAUUUCGCCAGAGCAGUAUCUGGCUAGAUUUCGUGCCGAGCUGCAUUGCCUGAUUUCGGAUGUGAAGCUAAAGCCGGGCGCCAAAGAUCUGCUGCUGCAUCUGUUCGAGUACCGCGUGCCCAUGGCCAUGGCAACGUCGGGCUAUCGAGACACCUUCUGCCUGAAGGCACGGCCGCACUGCGACCUGAUGCCCGUCUUCCAUCACAUCGUCUGCGGCGAUGAUCCCGAGCUGAAGGAGAGUAAACCGCAUCCGGACAUCUUUCUGCUGGCGGCGUCACGCUUCAAGCCAGCACCACCGCCCGAGUGCUGUCUGGUGUUCGAGGACUCGGCGCAGGGCAAGGAUGCGGGCGUCGCGGCGGGCAUGCAAGUGGUAAUGAUACCCGACGAACGCCUGCCCCUCGAGCAGACCAUCGGCGCCACGCUGGUGCUCAAGUCCAUGGCAGACUUCCAGCCGGAGCUGUUCGGCCUGCCUGCCUACGAUUAUGCGGAAAAGUUCACGUUUGGCUAGCGCU